Tuber aestivum (summer truffle) is the source of this 2313-nucleotide messenger RNA. The record is from the annotation of a GenBank genome assembly. NCBI's taxonomy places the organism in Eukaryota, Fungi, Ascomycota, Pezizomycetes, Pezizales, Tuberaceae.
AUCAACACUGCUUGUGUGGCAAAAAAAAAUAACCUGCCACUAGUACUUAAAGCUUCCUUGUCCACACAACUCCCACAACUAAACUAUGCAUCCACCCCAAAAGCUCGGACACUACAGUUUGGACCACAACCAUUGAUAUCGGUAUGGGAGUUUGUUUUUCCUAACCUUUGCUCUCCCUAUUCUUUCUACUCCAACCACGAGUGCGGCUGACAAAUAUACCUGUCAGGUGAGCAUGACUAGUUGGUCGUAGCCAGGAAGCCCUGCUAAAAAUAUCCUCAUAACAGAUAUAUCUAUCGGCUGCACUUGUAUAUUCUCAUCAUGGUAGUGCCAGUGUUUCUACCAAAGCUUUUACUCUUGGAAGUGAAUGAAUUUCCUAUUGAGGUUUACUCUCAGUUACCUAUUGAGCCACGCUUUAUUUACCUCCAUCUCCAGUUCAAUUAAAUAAUAUGUUACAUUGCAUUCAAGAUUUUUCAACUAAUGUGAUUCAUACAGGUAACUUUCAGGAAACUGGUAUACUGACUGGACAAACCUAGGAGAUAUUGUGGGCUUGGGCGCUACAGUGCACCUGGAUACCCCCCCACACAGCCAAAUGCGUAUUUCGUACCACUGAGCUGUAUCCCUAGACCAGCCCCUGUCCCAUAUAACUUUCUGUAUCGGCAUGGGAUUGAGACUACAUCUUAUCACCAUAUGGAAAACCAUAUUACUGUUGAUGCUUCCAGUCUUGUUGAGCCAACCCCAUCUACCAGAGACCCUGAAUCGGUAUCCAUUGAUGAAUAUGUAUAGAAAUUUGAAAACUGGUAGUUAGCUGGUGAGAGUUUUGGCUCUCCUGGGGGUGAGGAAGGAUUAGAGUUAAGAAUGCAUAUGCCUAAAUAUCAUUUUAUCAGAUUCAGCGAGAUCUUAGAUGUAGGUGAUGACGAAAAGUUGGACUCCCUCUUGACUGCACUUUAAAGUCAAUUACCAAGUAGUAUCAGGUUUCUGAAAAUUUCCUUAAAUUCGUUAACCUUCACACUUAUCAUCCAACAUAUACCAAGCCUGAUUCAUGAAAAGGCUAUCAACACAGUCUCAGAAGAGUUCAAUCUAGCAACAAGUAGGCUCUCAAUACCACUGGGUCUGAGAAUCACCAUCAUCUACAAUCAAAAAUUCUUCUCCUUUAAAUGUGGUUAUAAAGAGUACUGAAAAGUGCCCCAUACCAUAGUUCAGAUGAAAAAUGCAGCACGAACUGAGGAGGGAAAGUUCAUAUUGGAAGUUCAUUAUGCUAAGACCGAUGACGAUCCGGUUCGGGAUACCAGAAUGUGGUUGAAGAGAACCGACACCAUGUCUGCAGUGAUGCUAGUAGAAAUAAAUGAGGAUCCUGGUUACCAAAACCCAACCUCAUGACUUCCCAAUGAGGGGUUUGACAACCUAGAAUCGGUGUUCUCAAUUAUCCCGUGCAACCUACUGAGCCCUGGUAUGCUUGUAGUCCUGGGUGCCUCGGGCAUCAUGGGCCAGAACAGCAGGGUAUAGUGUCUGUCUUUGAUGCAGACUGCCGUUUGAGAAGUUAACACCCAGGCCUGCAGGUCUUAAUACAAACAGCAUAUUCCAGCCAUCCUCACCAGGGCCCGGCUAUCAUUUGCAGAGCCUGGCCAUCAUUUGCAGGGCCCAGCCACCAUUUGCAGGGCCCGGCCAUCAUCUGUAGGGUCCAGCCAUCAUCUGCAGGCCCCAGCUGUCAUCUGCAGGGCCCAGCUGUCAUCUGUACCAUCCUGCCAUUAUCUGCAAAUCAAUUUGCAGGUGAGACACCUAGAGGGCCCAGCCGGCCAUCCUAGGCAGAGGUUAGGACAGACCACAGAAUGGACAUCCAUCCAGGGCAGAGUUCUAGGAACUGGUGUCCAUUCUGUCUGAAGCUAAGGAUGGACGCACUGGACAUUUGGGAAUACUGCCUAGAAUUUCCUCCAUCUGAAGACGUUUCCCAAGGACAUCUCUCCCUUGCUGAGGCCCCGGGACCUGCUUGUUAUAAAGGCUGAAGUCGGGCAGGUAAAAUUACCAGUUCGAUUAAAAUCUGGAAAGAUCUUUUUAUGUCUCACUUGGCAAUUCACAUGUUAGGCCCCCAUGUAAGUGACUCCUCAAGACUAGUAAAGAUGAUGGUUCUGAUAUAGCUAACUUGCAUAGAAAUACUUAAACGCAAACAAUAUGACCUAUAUGUACUUUCACCUCUGCGAUUUCUUGGACAUCUCCUCUAUAGAGAAUCAUUAUAUUGGCUUAGACUGGGGUCUCUUCCACAGAGAACUAGGAACUUAUAUCAGAGAGUUGGCCGUGGAAUGGUGUGGCAGUAUUCUC